AUGUUGGAAGAAGAUGACUUGGUCUUACUCGGCUUAAAAAUAACCAAAGAUCCGCAAACGUACAGAGAGGAGUAUUUAGAACAGUUAAAAAGACUGGAUGCACUUCUCAAUCUGCCAACCCCGCCAAUUAAGCAGAUAAAACCAAUGAUAUUUUUUAUCGUCCGACAUUCCAGUAUCGAUCCUGUGAGGAGUGUAAAUUUACUAGUUAGUUCACUUGAAAUUGUCAAAGACUAUAAGACAAGAAGAGUUGUACUGGAUGGACUAGUACUUAUGAGACAGAAGAAGUGCAUGGAGUCCAAGGAGCUGACAAGACUGAUAGUGAUGUAUGGACACGAACUCAACUAUUUUGUUCGAAGCAUGCAGGAGUUUCUAGAUGUGCACUGCUAUGCCGUUCUCAGGAAUUGGUAUAAGAAAGGGACAGAGAAGCAAAAGAGCUUCUGUUAUUUUCUUCUUCUUGUUCUUUUUUCAAAGAUUCAUGAUGUGAGUGAGCGCAAGAGGAUGCAAAGAGACAGUAGCAAGACUAAUCGAUACACUGGCAUAUCAGAGGAUGUCAAUGGUAGCUCACACAUAGAGGAGAUAGAUAGUAAAUGCGAUCAAGAGAGCACAAGUACUUCAUCAUAUUGCGAAGAUAGGCGACGAUGUAUCCAACGAUACUGUAAGCAAUACAAACACACUAGACAUGACAAGGUUUGA
Molecule: messenger RNA, 693 nt
Organism: Vittaforma corneae ATCC 50505
Lineage: Eukaryota; Fungi; Microsporidia; Nosematidae
Exons: 1
Coding region: 1-693 (230 amino acids)
Source: RefSeq, a predicted model, not a curated record